AUGGCCGCACAGGACGAGUUAGAAUUGUUGGAAAGGGUCUUUCUGAGAGUUGGGUCUGCUGAAACUGAUGAACAGCUUCAAAAUGUGGUUUCUAAAUUCCUAGCUCCUGUACUUCUCAAGCUAUCAAGUCAACAGGAAGGAGUCCGGAAAAAGGUAUGUCAUAUAUUCAAUAUAAAUCCCACUCUUUGGAUGGUGAACUCUAUGAUGGGGACAGUGUAUGAUAUAUGUUAUGGUACAUUGUACAUCCUUCUCUUUGGAUGGUUGACUGUAUAUGUCAUGAGAGUUCCUAGUCUUGUAGCAAAAGAUAUUGGUAUGGUUCAACAGUUUUUUGAUGCAAUGUGCAAGGAAGAUAAAGACACCCGAUUACAUGUACAAGAGGCUCUAUCUAUGAUGUCACCAGCAUUAAAGAACUUAGAAGGACCUAAUCUCAAAUUAAUGGAGGCAUUGAUAAUGAGUAACAUAGAAAAUAAUGAAGCUCAAGCUAGGGUGAUAGCAGUACAGUAUGCUAUCUCUGUAUUCCCUCCUAGUCACAUACCAUCAAGAUAUGCACUUCUAUUGGCAACUGGAGAUGUCAAAGAAGAUGUGCAUUCUGAGGCCACAAAAGCACUGAGAAAUCCUUCUAAACCAGAGGAUGGGAACAUCAAGGAUUGGAAACCAUUUCCUUCUUUUACAGAAUUAACUGAGUACAUCCAGGAUAAGUCUAGUCAACGAUUGAAAAGUCAGUCCAGAUAUGUUGUAGGGACCACCAGUUUACCUUUUAACCCAACUACUUACAAUGAGGUAUUACUGUACAUGCGUAUGUGUCUGGCCCAUGAUUCAGGACUAUCCCUAGAAUCAGAUCUCAGUAAUCCAACUAUAGAGCAUGCACCUGCUAUUAGUCAGUAUGUGACUAAGUUACUGAAGACUAGCAAAGAUCACAGUGCCAUACAGACAUAUAUAGAUAUGACUACAAAGCUGCUGGCUACAUCACAUGGACAUGUAUCUAUGUAUUGCUUGUUAGAAAUCAUUGCUGUGGCUUCUGGUAAACUAGCUUCUCAGAUUGUUGACAAGCUGGAGUGGAUUAAGGGUCUGAUGCAUUCAAGUCGUGAAGAAAUGAGAGAGAAUGCAUCUCAUUUGUUUGCUGUUGUAGCAUGUACAAUGGAGAGUGAAAGGUUAUUACAAGUAAUAAAAGAACUUACAAAGAAUGUCAGCAGUAAUAAGACACUAGAGAUGCAACAUGGAUCUUUAUUAGCCCUGGGUUACCUCAUUGGUAGAUAUCUGUAUCAGAGGAAAUCUGGGAUCACUGUAGAUGAUAUGGAAACAGAUUUGGAAGACAGUGUGGUGUCUGAACAGUUGAAUGAAACCAUUGGAGAUGCUGUGAGAGUUAUUACUGGAAUGUUUGAGAGUUCACAAGCUAUGCUGAAUGGUGGUGCCUGCUUGGCUAUUGGCGAAAUUGGUAGAAAUGGAAGGUUGUCAUUACCACCAGGAGAAGAAGAAAAUGAUGAUGUCUCUGAAGGAAAUCAGAAGAAAAGAGCCAAGAAGAAAGAAUCCCCUGUGAAGGAACUUAGUAUGUUAUCAGUGGUAGAUACACUAUCUCAGAAAAUUCAGUCUUCUAAAGAACCACAUCAGGUGAAAGAGAAGGCUUGCACUGCUCUCGGAUAUUUACCAGUUGGUGAUCCAGAAUUCCCUCAUACAAGAAAACUAAUUCAUGGUUUACUUGACUCUACUAAAGAAAGACAAGUCAAUCUGCAGUUCUCAGUUGGUGAAGCACUUAACUUUGCUGCAUUAGGUAGCAGUUCAUCUGCUGCUAGAGACAUGUGGACAGUAGAAGAGGCUGAGUUUUCUGUGAAAGACAUUGGAAAAGCAGAUGAAAUGGAAUGGGUAUUAGACAUUGUGUUGAGAAGAUAUGUAACUAAUGAAGUACCCCAUGUUAGACAGGAAUCAGUAAGACAAGCAGCUGACAGUGCACUGAGAACUCUAAGCAGGGUAUCUAUCAGACUAUGUGAUAUUAAUAAUGGUAAAAUUGGUGAGCAAGCAAUUGGUUUAGUAUUGCCAAUAUUACUCAAAGAACUCACCAGCAAAGUUGAAGAAGUCAGAUCAAUCUGUCUGCAAACCUUGGUGAAGAUGAGUAAGAAUGCUGGUCAACUAUUAAAGCCCCAUAUCAGUCAAUUAGUGAUUGCUUUAUUGGAAUCAUUGAGUGAGUUAGAACCACAGGUUAUGAACUAUCUGGCAUUACAUGUCAGUAACUAUAAAGAAACACAAGAAAAGUUGGACAAUGCCAGAAUUGCUGCAUCCAAAUCUUCUCCUAUGAUGGAUACCAUCAAUUUUUGUGUGCAAUAUAUAGAUGGGACUGUAUUAACUGAAUUAGUACCAAGGAUAACAGAUUUAAUAAGAAGUGGAAUUGGUGUUGGAACAAAAGCUGGCUGUGCUAAUUUUAUUAUUAUGCUAACACAUCAGUGCCCACAAGAUUUACAGCCCUUUGCAGGUAAACUACUGAGUGCCCAUCUGGUUGGUCUGAAUGACAGGAGUGCGGCUGUACGUAAAGCUAAUGCAACAGCACUAGGACACAUUGUUAAGGUAGCAAAAGAUAGCAGUACUGAAAAACUGGUGAUAAAAUUACGGACAUGGUAUUUGGAAAAAGAAGAAGAGAAUAUACAUAUAGCUUGUGGUGUGACAUUACAAGCCAUGGCUAGAUAUGCUCCAGAUGUCUUGAAAAGACAUGCAUCAAUUGCUUUACCACUAGCCUUCUUAGCUAUGCAUGAAAAGAAGCCAGAAGGUGAGGAUGAUGGCAAACAAACACCAUGGGAAGAAGUCUGGUUAGAUUGUACUCCAGGUACUGAAAGUGGUAUUCGAUUGUACAUUGCUGAAAUAGUAGUUAUCACAGAACAUAUGUUAAAUUCUCAGUCAUGGCAUAUGAAAUCCCAAGCUGCAUCAGCUAUGAGCACUGUGGCCAAUAAAUUAUCAUCCACUCUAAAACCACCACAUCUUGGUAUUCUACUCAAAGCUUUACUUAAAGGUUUAUCAGGAAGAACAUGGGAUGGCAAGGAAGCAUUAUUGAAAGCUGUACAAUCUUUAUGUGUGUCAUGCAAAGAUGUGUUACAGAAUCCUCCAAAUGAUGCUGGAGAGCAGCCAUCAAUGGAAGAAGUGCUAACAGUUUUAAUCAGAGAGUGUAAAAAAGAGAAAAAAGAAUACAAAAUAGAAGCUUUGUAUUGUCUAGCUGCGAUAGUGGAGGCACAAGAAGUGGAUAAGUUUGAACAAUUCAGCGAAAUAUUAUUUCCUGUUAUAUCUGAGGAAAGAAAAAAUGGUGAUGAUGAGGAUGAUGAUGAUGCAGAUGUGAUAAUGAAGGAUAGAGAAAUCAAGUUGGAAUACAAAUCCUGUGCCUAUGAAUGUCUAGGGAAAGCAUGGCCAACCAGUAAAGAGACACAAGCAACUUAUCAAGUUGAGUUCUGUAAAUUAUUGAGUCGUGGACUUAAAGUAACUACAAUCAAAAUCCAGUUGAAGAUCAUCAAGUCCAUUGAAUUAUUCAUAGAAAGGUUAUGCUUAUUUGAUAUGGAAGAUGUGCUUUCUAAAGAUGAGAUGGAAAUUCUUACUGAGUUACUCAAUCACUUUGUUGCUCCACUUUGUCAGUGUUUAGGAUAUGCAAAAUAUGGUGCUUUAAAACUUGAUGUUGUUAAAGUUUUAGGGAAAUUAGUAACAAAAGUCAAAGAUAAAAAUUUAACAUCUGUUUUGAGUGAUGAAUUACGGAAUAUCCUGGUAAAAUCCCUUGAUGUGACAUCAUCAGAAUCACAUCCACAACUCAAAGACAAUGCAACAGGUCUAAAGAAGAUAAUUAAAGAAAUGCAAUAAACCAUCUCUUAAUUCCUUUUAUACUUCUUAAUGAUUCUAUCAUUGCUUUUUACUUUGAUUCUAAUGAUCAGAUUGCCUCUCAAAUAAAAACAUUAACUUAUU
This is a messenger RNA of Saccoglossus kowalevskii, 3927 nucleotides long. RefSeq names its product proteasome adapter and scaffold protein ECM29-like. Lineage: Eukaryota; Metazoa; Hemichordata; Enteropneusta; Harrimaniidae. Gene Ontology annotation, biological process: ERAD pathway; proteasome assembly. The record is from RefSeq and is a predicted model, not a curated record. Gene Ontology annotation, cellular component: cytoplasm; nucleus. Gene Ontology annotation, molecular function: molecular adaptor activity.